AUGCAUGGAACAUCAAAGGGAAGCUAUGACACUCUCGAGCACAGCUUCUUACUACGUGCAGGAGCCCACACUAUCAAAUUCCACUGUGCAUUUCCAGUCGAACACUGGGCCCAGCUUAAACGUACCACCACCAUCAAUGCCCUCUGCCCGACUCAAAAAUCGAGGGGAAGGCCGCCCGGUUCUGGUCGUAAGCACCAGUUAGCUUCAACCACAGGUGGAUCUAUGUUUAAUGCAACUGGAACAAUGACUCCAUAUAUCAUCAAUGUUGCAGUUGGAGAAGAUAUCAAAGUAAAGGUACUGUCACUUUUACAAGAUCGACGAGCCAUAGUUGUGUUGUCGGGCGUCGGUUAUGUUGCAGCUGCCAACAUUAAAAUUCCGAGCUCCAAUGGGAGUGUGACUUAUGAGGGGCACUUUGAUAUGGUGAAUCUUUCUGGUUCUUACAUCAAUGAGGCUGACGAGCCUCACGGCCCGACUGGUGGUCUGACUGUUACUUUCAUGGGUCCUGAUGGCCGUCUUAUUGGUGGUCCUGUCGAGGGAGUUCUCAUUGCUGCUAGCCCAGUUCAGGUGAUUGUUGGAACUAUAAUGCCUUCCACUCCAAAGCCGAAAAACAAGGUUGUGGAUAAUCGGGACACGUCGGGUGAUCAAGACCGUACACUUGGCAACUCGACAACUCAAGCUAACAUCCAACCUAGUCAGAGUCUCUCCACAAUGGGCAUUUGGCAGAGCUCGAGAUAA
This is a messenger RNA of Striga hermonthica, 735 nucleotides long. The record is from the annotation of a GenBank genome assembly. NCBI's taxonomy places the organism in Eukaryota, Viridiplantae, Streptophyta, Magnoliopsida, Lamiales, Orobanchaceae.